Molecule: messenger RNA, 2109 nt
Organism: Canis lupus familiaris (dog)
Lineage: Eukaryota; Metazoa; Chordata; Mammalia; Carnivora; Canidae
Gene: OLIG1
Product: oligodendrocyte transcription factor 1
Exons: 2
Coding region: 107-943 (278 amino acids)
Molecular function (GO): protein dimerization activity
Source: RefSeq, a predicted model, not a curated record
GGCCAUCGGCUCCCCGCGCGCAGGUCCGCGGGGAGGGGCGGCCGCCGAAGGGCCCACCCCGGGGCGUUCCUGAAGGGCGCCCUCGGCCGCCCCCGCCGCCCCCCAGAUGUACUAUGCGCUUUCCCAGGCGCGCGUGAACGCGGCCCCCGCGACCAUGCUGCGGCCACAGCGGCCCGGAGACUUGCAGCUCGGGGCCUCCCUGUACGAGCUGGUGGGCUACCGGCAGCCGCCCUCCUCCGCCUCCGCCUCCGCCUCCGCCUCCGCCUCCUCCUCCACCUCCUCCUCCUCCUCCACGGCGGCCCCCCUCCUCCCCAAGGCGGCGCGCGAGAAGCCGGAGUUGCCCGGCGAGCCCCCGGGCACGGGAGCGGGGCCCGGCGCGCACGCGGGCGGCGGCUCCCGGGCGGACCCCAAAGAGGAGCAGCAACAGCAGCUGCGGCGCAAGAUCAACAGCCGCGAGCGGAAGCGCAUGCAGGACCUGAACCUGGCCAUGGACGCGCUGCGCGAGGUCAUCCUGCCCUACUCGGCGGCGCACUGCCAGGGCGCGCCCGGCCGCAAGCUCUCCAAGAUCGCCACGCUGCUGCUCGCCCGCAACUACAUCCUGCUGCUGGGCAGCUCGCUGCAGGAGCUGCGCCGCGCGCUGGGCGAGGGCGCCGGGCCCGCCGCGCCGCGCCUGCUGCUGGCCGGCCUGCCCCUGCUGGCCGCCGCGCCCGGCUCCGUGCUGCUGGCGCCUGGCGCCGUGGGGCCCCCCGACGCGCUGCGCCCCGCCAAGUACCUGUCGCUGGCGCUCGACGAGCCGCCCUGCGGCCAGUUCGCGCUCCCCGGCGGCGGCGCGGGCGGCGGCGCGGGCGGCCCGGGCCUGUGCACCUGCGCGGUCUGCAAGUUCCCGCACCUGGUCCCCGCCGGCCUGGGCCUGGCCGCCGUGCAGGCGCAGUUUUCCAAGUGAGGGGCCCCGCGCGGGCCCGGGGCGCGACCUAGGCCCGGCCUCCCGCCGCCCCGCUGCUCCGCGCCCUCCCCACCCCACUCCCGCGCCUUGCCUUCGCGGACGAGCACGGGGGCGGGGGCGGGGAGGGGGGGCCGGGAUGCACUUCCAACCUUCUCGCCCAGAGGAAGGGACCGCGGGGCGCCCCCUUUCCCGCCCCCACCCCGGGGAGAUCAGAGUGAUGCGAGCGGAUGUUCGACGGAGCGUCGAGGAGGCCGAUGCGGGUUCUGAGUCGAUUCCGGCUGCUUCGGGCGGCAACCAAGCCCUGUCAAAGGAGGCUGCGCGACCUCAGGAAGCAGAGAAAGACCAAUUAGUCGGUGCAGAUGGUCCGAGGCUUAGCAGACGGACGGACCCUCCGCGGCGGCGGCGGCGGGACGGUGCGCAUCGCGGUGCCGCGGGAGGAGGCGCGGGCGUGGAUAACUCCAGGGUCCCCGGGUGGCCGGGCUGGGCUGUUGGGCCGCUCUUCCACCCUGGCUGCGAGAGUGCAAUUUUUGAGAGUCGCGUAACCAGUAGAUUAUCUUUGUUUUGUGGCGGAGAUUAUUCGCUUUUAAAUCCUGAGGUCUUAAGAAGACAGUUUAGGACUUGAGAUUCACCGUUUUGUUUGCCCUUCCCCGGAGGUAGCGUAGCCAACCUUGGAGCUCGCUUAAAAACAGAAACCCACCCCCAUCCCCCCCUUUGACGCAGCUGGUGUUCUUGGUUUACUAAGAUAGGUAACAGCGGCACUUCGCAGUCGCCUCCAGUCUGGUCGGAAAAGCACGGUCGCUAAUUAACUUUCUCAUUAAAAGGCGCAGAGGAGGACCCGAGCCCCAAAACUCCCUCCGGCGGCUCGCGGGUCCCCGCUGCGGUGGCGCUUUCUGCGCUGUCCCUUUGCGCGAGGGGUCUUGGACCUGCGCUCUCCGCAGCUUGACGUUUGGAGAACUGCAUAGAUGACCGGUCUUGAUUCGUUACAGACGUUAACAAAUUACUUCACCCAAGAUUAUUUUAUGAUCUUUCAGCAGCUUGCUUUGAAGUCUCUGUUUAAGGUUUUUGGUUGUUGGUAGUAGCCGAAUUUAACUGGCUUUUUAUUUUAUCUCUAACUUCGUUUCGUUGCUCGGUGAAGAAUCAACAAAAUAAAACAUUUAAAGACCUAA